Messenger RNA from Neospora caninum, 684 nucleotides. RefSeq lists its product as hypothetical. Bases 1 to 684 code for a protein of 227 amino acids. NCBI's taxonomy places the organism in Eukaryota, Apicomplexa, Conoidasida, Eucoccidiorida, Sarcocystidae. The record is from RefSeq and is a predicted model, not a curated record. The transcript has 8 exons.
AUGAAGCUUCUCGUGACGGGUUUCGUCACUUUGGUAGGGACGGCACAGGCGAUGAAUCUCCGGCCGAAUUUGGGUAUCCUCGCAACAGGCGGUCCAUACGCAACUAUCGUCGAUGUACAUAAGGGGACAGCUUGCCUGCUAGACGAGUCCCGUGCUGGCAGCGAGCUAGUCCCGCCGCAGUGCGGUUGCUCGUUUAAACGUUUGGCUGCCAUGAAAGAGAAGUGCGCAGCACUGUCGUCGACUGCCACGUCACAGGAAGCUGAAGAAUGCGCCACCAUCCCUUGCGAAAUUUGUUGUGUUAUGAGGAGCGCCGCCAUCCCUAUUGCUGGAGAGGACCGUACCCAUCUGGAGUGCAAGAAAAAGUGCCCCAACUCGGAGGAAAUUCUACCAGUUACCGAGGACGUGUCUAUUCCAGUGUUCCGAGCUGCGAUGGACCUCACUGACGUUUUCUACGCGCCAAGUGAAGUGCAACCCGAGAUAACUGUAGCCCCCUCGACUCCGCAAGCAUAUCCUGCAGUCCCCCCCUCACUCUCCAUUGCGAUGCAUCCUGCCUCCACCGAAACAACCUAUCCGCUGCGAACCCUUCCGUCCGAGGAGGACUUGGCGACUGUUGCACCCAUUUCGCCUCAGCAACUGGAUUCAAUAUCCAGGGCGCAUAAUGCUGCUAUUGAGCAGAAUCCAUAG